ACUGAGCUCUUCCUUACAGCUUUAUUUUUUCUACACCGACCUUUCAUCCUGCCUCUGCCUCUGCCACCGAAGAGACCGGGCUUUUCGUGGAAUGAAAGAGCUGAUAAAACAUUUGGCAAUACAUUUGAAUUUUUAUUAAGAUACCGUGGCUCGUGAUAGACGAGAGCCCGAGCUUCUGCUUGCACGUGAAGGCAGCAUCUUUUAACCGCCCACACUGUUGCCGAACAGGAGCUGCGAAGAAGCAGCAGCCGGAGCGACAGACUGUGGGCUAAGUUUGUCCGCCCUAGCUUCCCAUCACGAGUCGACGGGUCUUUGUUUUUGUGAUGAACAAGUACCUCCGCUUUCGCUUAAAAUUCACACCUAAAGUAGAGGCGUUAGAAACGGUCAAGUGCGCUCGUGACAUUUUGGAUAGUUUGUAGCACAGACAGAGAAACAGGAAAGGAGAGAGAGAGGGGGAGAAGUGCGAGCGACUCCAAAGUUGACACUUCGCUGUCAUGUUUGGUACUUGUUGAAUAGGCUGUGUACAAACACAACACUGCAGUGUGUGCGUGGGCGGCUGCGUGCUGGGAACAGAGUCUUCUGUAUCACCAUGAGGCUUUAAGGGCACAGGGAGGACAGUGAUGGCAGAGCUGGAGAUUGACCAGUCCAACCUUCCACGUGUCCAAGAAGUGUGCCAGUGUUUUGCUGUGCUGGAGGAUGGAGCGCUGGCACACAACCUGCAAGAGCAGGAGAUCGAGCAAUACUAUACCACCAACAUUCUAAAGAACCAGCUUGUGCAGAAUGACAUCCGUGUAGCCAAGAAGCUGCAGGAUGAAGAGGAGGAGCAGCAGGCCCAGCAGAGUGCCCUUCAGAGACAGGCCUCCAGACAACUAGAGGAGCAGGACUUUGAGUAUGCCCGUGUGAUUCAGGAAGAACUCCAGAGAUGUGCCGAGGAGGCUCAGAGGAGGGAGCUGGAUGAUGAGAUGAUCAGGAGAGCAUCCAAACUUGGCACACAGGAAAUUGCCAAACGGUUGCAAGAAGAGGAAGAGGAGAGUAUCAGGAGACGAAGUAGAGGGUCAGGGAGUCAUAGUGAAGGCAGCACGAGUGACCCUGCACUGAUAUCCCUACAACAGCACACAUACAACAGCGUUUGCCAGGGGGAGGAGCAGCACCAGAGCACCACCACCAGGUGGCGAUCCUCUACUUCUCACUCAGACAUAACUGGGCCUCAGACUAACUCCCCAAGGGGGUUAGCGGCUCAGAAAAAUACAACUUCAUGGUCAAAUCAAGGACACCCCAAUUCCAUUAGGCAAAUUAGCAGUGAAUUGAGAGAGCCUUUGAGUGAAAAUUCAGAUGACUCGGACACAGUUUUCUCUGAACAGCUCUCUGUCUGGUCCCAGAGACUGAAUGAAAGAUUCAACACUGCACCUGCUCGACAGCGGGCAUCUUUACAUCAGCCACAAGAGAGAAAUUACAGAAGAGUUUACUCUCGUAGAACAUUCUCAGACGAGUUCAGGGAGGAGAGAGAAGAGUGGGACGAGGACUUUUAUGAAAAUGGUGAUCUGAAUGAAAGGAGGCCUAGGAAUCAGGAUAAAGAGAGGAAGUACAGAGAUGAGUAUGAGAUCAGAGGUCAGGAUACAGGCUCUCAGUUCGUCGAGUUUAGAGAAAAGCGACGCAGUCACAGUGAAUCUGUUCGGCUGCAUGACAGGGAUAGACACAGCAACAGAGACUUUGCAAAGACCUGGAGCUACAAGGACAGCCCUGACAAACACGUCCGUUUUCGAGAUGAUAAGAGGAGCUCUCGCAGGGAGCAGAGUGAAAGCAGCCAAGUGUGGAAGAUGCUGGCCCGUGUCCUCAAAGAGAGGGGUGUGCCUGUGAAGCUUGGUGGCAAUGGGGCGCCACUGCAAAUAAGGCCUCAAAGCAGAGACAGCCAGGUGCUUCAUGGGAGUGAGGUCUCCAGCGGCGACUCCCAACCACAUCAGAGAGCCUUCCACAGAGCUGCUUCCACGAGGCACAGUUUCCAUGGAGAUAUUAGGGAGAGAAAGAGAUUGUCAUACCGAGAGAGCAGCGGGAGAGAUCACAGAGAAGACCGAGACAGGCAUCAUGAUAAUGGAGAGAUUUACGAGAUUAGGAGAAGAGACUCGGACCUUGCUAAAAGAGAAAGACAAGGCAGUAGAAGGUGGAGAGAGCACAAAUACACUAACAAUGAUGAGAGGGGAGAGAGGAAUGUAAAUAAUUACAGAGUCAGGAGGGCAGCAAGCGAGCGGAGGCAUUUACACAGGACCGCAGAAGAAAGCUUAAGCUCAGAGGAGGAGCAAGACGUGGAGAGGAGAGUAAAUGUACCCCGACGAAGAGCCCCAGGGCGUAGCCAAAGUCUCAGCACCAGCAGCAGGGCUUCAACCAGGGAUAGGUCAAGGCGCACGGCAGCAGGAGCACCACCUCAACCAGAGCUGAGUGAAACUAAUCUGAGCCUGGGGGAGCUGCAGCAGGUUUUAGAAGAUGAAGAACUGGCCCUCAAGCUACAGGAGGAAGAGGAAAAGCUGUUUAGGAGGAACUCUCCGCCAUCUCAACGUUGUUCUUAUCCAGAAGGGGACUUCAGAGUAGCACAAGUGGCACAGGAUGAGGAAAUUGCACGAUUCAUGCAGAAACAAGAAAUUAAAUCAAAGCGUAGAUCUCGUGAGCUGGAAGGGCCUGAGUCUUGGCGUGAGCAUAGGGCGAUGAUAAAUCAUCAUGACAGACGAGCUGCAAGAGAGAGACAGGUCCAACGAGAGAGACUUGACUCAGAGGGCCUUCCUUCCCCAACUGAGGACUGCUCUCCAGAGAACCUUCCGCCAAGUCCCACCACCACUACACCAUCAGCCCAGCAGAUUAGAAACAUUGCAGAGGAAUUGGAUCCAACCUUCCAGGCGAGGAGGCAAGGCACAAUGAGCCUCCAAAUGCGACAAAUAGGUCCAGCUUCUCAGCCCCUUCCUGUGCCACAGUCAGGUCUAAAUGAAAUGCUUGAGGAGCCUACAUUUAUUCCGCCAACAAAGCGUCAAACAGACAAAUCGGGACGAAGUAAAUCCAAAGAGAAGAAGGAGAACUGCAAGCAACAGUGAUCUCCAACACUGUGUUCUGCUGUAGGCCAACACAGUUUCUUUUAUAACACUUAAUCAGUUCAGCUAGAGUUCUCAUUGCUUAUUAUUUUAGGGUUAAAACUGACACGAAUAGCAUUCACUCAGCUGCCCCUACUAGCACUUUUUUAGAGCAGUGGAAUAAGGAGACUUUUUAGAUUCUUGAUUAAGUGAGUAAAGACAACAUUUUAAAAUCAUGGCUUUUAUAAAUGCUAAAGGGAAAUGUUGGGUUUGUUAUUGUAUUGUAUUUUAUCUGUAGUUAACCAGUAUACUGUCAGCUGGAUCUCUCAGUCAUCCCCAAGUUGUGCCUACACUUUAUUUACAUUACAAAUACACUAAACCAUCCAAGUAGACUACUAAGUUCUGCCACCUAGUAUAUAACUUCAUUGUCUAAAUCAGAAUACUUUAAUAAUCCCUAAGGAUUGGGUUGGAUUUUUGGCUGAGAUUCUGUCGCUCUCCAUUAAAAUGAAGCUACCAUAAAAAUUUGAUACUGUUAAUUUCUUCUUAAGUGAGUAAAUGUACAAAUUCAGCAGGGGAUCAAAUAAUUAUUUCCUCCACUCUAUUUCUUGGGGGAAUCUCCAGAAGCAUGUGAACGUUAAUCUUUACUAAGAAAGGGUGGAAACCUAAUCUUAUUUCAAA
Oreochromis niloticus (Nile tilapia) is the source of this 3731-nucleotide messenger RNA. It is a transcript of the gene ccdc187, whose product is annotated as coiled-coil domain containing 187. The transcript has 14 exons. The coding region runs from base 621 to 3077 and encodes 818 amino acids. The record is from RefSeq and is a predicted model, not a curated record. Lineage: Eukaryota; Metazoa; Chordata; Actinopteri; Cichliformes; Cichlidae.